Messenger RNA from Contarinia nasturtii (swede midge), 590 nucleotides. Its product is annotated as protein GVQW3-like. Lineage: Eukaryota; Metazoa; Arthropoda; Insecta; Diptera; Cecidomyiidae. The transcript has a single exon. The record is from RefSeq and is a predicted model, not a curated record. Bases 31 to 504 code for a protein of 157 amino acids.
UACACAAAAUUUCUUUUGGCGAUUUUCAUAAUGACAGAUUUUGUUGAGCAAAGAAUUUGCAUUAAAUUUUGUGUGCGGAACGAAAUUUCGGCCAUAAAAACGUGUGAAAUGUUAGAAAAGGCCUUCAGUGAUCAAUCCAUGGCUAGACCAACUAUUUAUGAGUGGCAUAAGAAGUUCAAAAAGGACAGAGAACGUGUAGAAGAUGAAAUGCGAUCCGGACGACCAACAACGUCAACUAAUCAACAACACGUCAAGGAAAUAAAAGAUCUUGUGCUAAAAAACCGUCGAUUGGCAAUUAGAGACCUUGUUGAUAUUGCUGGCAUUUCAUUUGGGCCAAUCCAAACCAUUUUAAAAGAUCAUUUGGGUCUCAGACGUUGUGCAUCUCGAUUAGUGCCAAAAACAUUGAAUUUCAUCGAAAAAGAGCCUCGUGUUAAUGUGUGUCAAGAAAUGCUUUCUGACUAUCAAUCGUGCAUAAAACGGAUCAUUACGAGAGAUGAGACUUAGAUCUAUGCAUACGACCCAGAAACAGCCGAUCAGUCCGCCGAAUAUCGUUUGAAAGGUGAAACCAAACCAAAAAAAUCUCGUCAAAG